ACAGCCAUGGCCAUACAUAAAUCUCUCUCCCUUUCUUUUCUCCUCUUUUUCCUACCAUUUCUUUCUUCCCAUGCAACAUCAUCAUUUGCAACGGCAGGACUGCCAGAAACAGAUGCUCUCCUGAAAUGGAAAGCCAGCCUCUCACCAGCACAAGCUCUCCAUUCAUGGUCGCUUCCUGCUGCUAAUGGCAGCACCAACGGAAUCUCUCCAUGCAAAUGGACUGGGAUCUCAUGCAACAGCCUUGGAAGUGUAACAGAGAUAAGCUUACCGAGUGCAGGCUUGCAAGGUAAGCUCGACCACUUGAGCUUCCUGUCAUUUCCAAACCUCGUUCAUCUCAAUCUCAGUGGCAACACUCUCACCGGAACCAUCCCAGCCCAUAUUGGCACUCUUUACAAACUCAUGUCCCUCGAUCUGUCUGCAAAUAAUCUUUCUGGCAUUUUACCACUUUCAAUGGCUAAUCUUAGCCGCAUUUCAGAGUUAGACAUCUCAUCUAAUGAAAUUAGAGGCGAACUAGCUCCAAUUUUCUUCACCAAUUGGACCAAACUCAUCUCCCUUCGGCUCCAAUACAAUCAACUCACUGGAAACAUUCCAUCUGAAAUCAGGCUGCUUACAAAUCUCCAAAUCUUGUAUCUCAGGGGAAAUAAAAUAAAUGGAUCAAUACCUGUGGAAAUAGGGAAUCUGGUGAAUUUGAAUGAGCUAGUCUUGUCCAUUAACCAUCUAGAUGGUUACAUCCCUUCCACUUUAGGGAACUUGUCCAUGCUCACACGUUUGUCUUUAUACGAAAAUCAGAUUUCAGGCACAAUUCCUGCAGAAUUAGGGAAUCUCAAGAAUUUGGUUGGGAUUUCAUUGUACCGAAACAAUCUGACUGGUCCCAUCCCUCCUACUUUGGGGAACUUGACCAAGCUUACUUUUUUGUCCCUUUUUGACUGCCAAUUAUCUGGUUCCUUGCCUCAAGAAAUGACAAACAUGACAAAUCUUUCUAAACUCUACUUGGGUGGCAACAACUUCUCUGGCUAUUUACCUCAGUUAUGCCAAGGCAGAUCUCUUCAAGUCUUCACUGCAUUUGACAACCAUUUCACUGGUGAGAUCCCAAAAAGCUUCAGAAAUUGCACUAGCUUAACAAGAGUACGACUCAAUGGAAACCGGCUUGCUGCAAAUAUAUCGGAAGCCUUUGGUGUAUACCCGCAUCUCACAUUCAUGGAUGUCAGCGACAACAUGUUGUUUGGUGAACUCUCACCGAAUUGGGGAAGAUGCCAAAACUUGACAAUGCUACAACUCUCCGGGAACAUGAUCACCGGUAGAAUUCCUCAAGAGAUUGGGCAGUUGACACAGCUAGGUGUGCUUGGUCUUUUUUCAAACCAUCUAGUAGGAGAGAUUCCAAAGGAAUUUGGGAGGCUGACUUCUUUGUUCAACUUGACUUUAAAUGAUAACCAGCUUUCUGGUCAGUUACCCCAAGAGAUUGGAAACCUAUCCAAUUUGGAGGUUCCUGACUUGUCAAUGAAUCACCUAAGUGGUCCAAUACCACCUCAAUUAGGGGAUUGCUCUAAACUCCAGUAUCUCAAAUUGAGCCAAAACAUUUUGAAUGGAAGCAUUCCUUUUCAGAUCGGUAACCUAGUAUACCUACAGGGCUUACUAGAUCUAAGUCAUAACUCCCUCAAUAGAGAGAUAUCUCCACAACUCACAAAAUUGGUUAGGCUGGAAAAGUUAAAUCUCUCCCACAACAUGUUGUCAGGCUCCAUUCCGCCUUCUUUUCAAGAGAUGGUCAGCUUGCAAUCCAUUGAUUUUUCAUACAAUGCUUUGGAAGGUCCGCUUCCCAAAAGCAAAAGCUUUCAAAAGGCUCCUGCAGAGGCAUUCAUAAAUAAUAAGGGCUUAUGUGGUGAAGUGCAAGGUUUGAGACCUUGCAAUACCUCUUCAAUCAGUCAUGGUGAUGUGAAGCAAGGCCAUAGAGUUGUGGUCCUCAUUAUUCUUCCUCUCUUGGUGGCGCUGUUUCUGUUAUUUGCAAUCUUUGGCAUUUCUUCCAUUUAUUACCAAAGAAGAAAAAAUAUAGAGAAAGGAGUUCUUGAGAGGAGCACUGGAAAUCCAUUUUCAAUAUGGAAUUAUAAUGGAAAUGCUGUGUUUGAAGACAUUGUGGAGGCAACAGAGGGUUUCGACGACAAAUACUGCAUUGGAACUGGAGGGUAUGGAAAAGUUUACAGAGCAAAUCUACCGAUGGGCCAAGUAUUAGCUGUGAAGAAACUUUGCCAGCUAGAAGGCGGUGAUCAAUCUAAUCAAAGAAGUUUUAGAAAUGAGAUAAGAGCAUUAACUGAAAUCCGUCAUCGUAACAUUGUAAAGCUUUAUGGUUUUUGCUCUCAUGUUCGAUGCUCAUUUCUAGUCUACGAGUACAUGGAAAAGGGAAGCUUGGCAAGCAUCCUAAGCAAUGAUGAACGAGCUGCACAGUUAGACUGGACUCUAAGGGUGAAGGUUAUUAAAGGUGUUGCCCAUGCUUUAUCUUACAUGCACCAUGAUUGCACCCUGCCGAUUGUCCAUCGAGACCUAUCAAGCAACAACGUUCUGUUGAAUUCAGAACUUGAGGCUAGUGUCUCUGAUUUCGGCACCGCACGAUUGCUGAUACCUGAUUCGUCCAAUUGGACUACGCUCGCAGGCACAUAUGGAUACAUUGCUCCAGAGCUUGCAUAUACAAUGAGGGUGACUGAAAAAUGCGAUGUAUAUAGCUUUGGUGUUGUGGCACUUGAAGUGAUGAUGGGAAGGCAUCCUGGGGAGCUCAUCUCCUCAUUGUCAUCACCAAAUAGAGAUGAUACACUGCUAAAGGAUAUGCUGGACCAACGUCUCUCCGAUCCGACGACGGAGGUUGCACAGAAGGUCGUAUUUGCCGUGUCAAUGGCAAUGGCAUGCAUUCGGCCAGAUCCAAACUCUCGUCCAACCAUGCACCAUGUGGCUCAGGAACUAUCUGUUGGUGGGCCUUCUUUCUCUCUGGAGUCAUUCCAUGCACUUACAUUAUGUCAACUGUUCGAUCUCAAGGUAUAAUCAGGUGUGUGAAAAUUAUUGAGGUUGUGAGCAUGUAGUGGCUAGAACAUUAUUACUGUAUGUCGAUUAUAUAAAAAUAAUCAAGCACAGAGGUGUUUUUCUUGUUGUGAUACAUGCAUAGGUCAGUGUGUGGAAUCGAUGCUUAUCUAGAAUGUAGAUUUCUAGGAUUGGUGAUCAAACUUCAAAUGUUGUAGAAGCAAGCUUAAAGAAUAAAGAUGUUUUCUUGUGUGAUGGUUAUCUUCUAACUAAAGGUUUUUAUGCCAAAGAACUUACAGUCUAGGAAUUGUAAUAUCCUUUUUUGUGAUACCAGUUGUGUACUAAUAUGUUAUCCCAAGUAGAACAACAACUUUAUUUAUCUAUGAAAGAAGGCAUAAAUUGUAGUUGUUUUAAAUAGAAGAGAAAAAAAAAAGAACUUCAUUUGGCCUUGUUGCAACUUGUAAUCAUCUUCUUUCUCCUUGUUCCAGAGUCCUUCAAUAAAAUGAUUUUAUGUUUAUUUAUUCAUUUAUUUUUUAGAAAGUUGGAAGCACACCAUCUACAAAUUUUAUUGAA
This is a messenger RNA of Magnolia sinica, 3573 nucleotides long. RefSeq names its product MDIS1-interacting receptor like kinase 2-like. Gene Ontology annotation, molecular function: protein kinase activity; ATP binding; protein binding. Gene Ontology annotation, biological process: protein phosphorylation. The transcript is spliced from 3 exons. The record is from RefSeq and is a predicted model, not a curated record. Bases 7 to 3024 code for a protein of 1005 amino acids. Lineage: Eukaryota; Viridiplantae; Streptophyta; Magnoliopsida; Magnoliales; Magnoliaceae.